Gigantopelta aegis is the source of this 2256-nucleotide messenger RNA. Its product is annotated as cytochrome P450 7A1-like. Gene Ontology annotation, molecular function: iron ion binding; steroid hydroxylase activity; heme binding. The record is from RefSeq and is a predicted model, not a curated record. The coding region runs from base 170 to 1666 and encodes 498 amino acids. The transcript has 5 exons. Gene Ontology annotation, biological process: bile acid biosynthetic process; cholesterol homeostasis. NCBI's taxonomy places the organism in Eukaryota, Metazoa, Mollusca, Gastropoda, Neomphalida, Peltospiridae.
GCGAACAUAACAUAUCUGAGACUCGUUCUUGGUUUUAGCAGCUUUCAUAAUCGGUGAAACCGACGCAUCCCAAGCUAAACGGAAAAGUAAUAUUUACUCUGUUACCGAGAUACGGAUUACUGGAUAUUAAUUUUACUACUACGACUACGACGACUUUGUACACAUCAUCAUGGUUGCUGUAACGUUCUACCUGGCCGCAGUCACUGUCGGCCUCACUAUGGCAUACGUCAAAUAUCUCUAUAGACGAAGGCGAGAAAAUGAGCCUCCGUUAGUCCCGGGAAACCUUCUGCUGGGCAACGGGAUCGAGUUCGGCAAGCAUGCCGUCCAGUUCCUGCACCGGUGCCAGAAGAAAUUUGGCGACAUCUUCACGAUACGCCUGCUGAAUCAACACCUGACGAUCGUCGCCGACCCCCACUCGUACGAACAGUUCGCGAAGGAGCGCAAGUUCGACUUCGACCCGAUCCAGCGGCAGGUGAAUCACAACAUCUUCAGCUACGAGCUCGUGGACGCCAGGAAGAUGCUGAGCGAGGCCGGCAAGAAAGUGAACGGCCGCUACCUGUACCUGGGCCUCAAGAACUUCUCCGACAACCUCAAGGACGCCUUCCAGCAGGUCACCACCGUCGACGUCAACGGCAACGACGUGAAGACCGUCGGCGACCAGUGGGGGGAGGACGGCCUGCGUAACUUCACCGCCAGGACGCUGUUCUCGGCGCUCUUCUACACCAUCUUCGGCCACGGGCCCGCCGCCGAGGAGUUCCACCCGCAGGUGUUCCACAAGAACUUCGACAUCUUCCACAAGUACUUCAACUACAUGUGGCUAGGCAUCGGCGUCAAGUGGUUCCCCAAGGCCCUGGAGGCGCUGCGGGUGCUGUGCCACGUGCCCAACUCCACCGACAUGAUGAACCGCCGAGGGGUGUCCGACUACAUCAAGUUCUCCACCCAGUUCAUGAAGGAGAACGCCCAGACAGAGCAGGACAUCGUCGGCCACAACCUCGUCUUCCUGCACGUCAACUACAACACGUUCAGGGCAGCCUUCUGGUGCGCCUACUACAUCGUCAGCAAGGCAGACACAUACACCGCCCUGUCCAAGGAAGUGGGCGACCUGGUCCAGGAGAGACUCAACGACAACGAACCGCUGUGCUUCACCCUCGAGGAGAUCGACCACCUUCCAGUUCUAGACAGUAUAAUCAAGGAGACGAUGCGACUGACGAGCGGGGUGUUCAUGGUUCGAGAGAUCGUGGAGGACACUGACUUCACCCUUGACAACGGCAAGACAUACAGAUGUCGUCAAGGAGACAAGGCCGCCAUUUACCCGCCUUGCAUCCACAUGGACCCCGAGAUCUUUGAGGACCCUGAGGUCUUUAAGUACGAUCGUUUUGUUGACGCCAAAUUCUACAAAAAUGGAAAGGAACUGAAGAACCCCCUGAUCGCCUUUGGGUCACUGUGUCCCGGGAAGCGCUACGCGAUGCUCCAAACAAAAUGGUUCCUCAUGAACUUGGUCAAUAGUUUCGAUAUUGAACUUUUACCGGGAGAGGAAACGACGCCCGACACCAGUUUUUAUGGACACGAGAUUUUACCGCCGCGACGCGAUGUGAACGUCAAGUACAGGUUAAAGGACAACUUCCACGAACUGGAGUUUUUGCCUCGACGGAGCCAUGUGGCUUAAUCAGCAGAAAAAACCCCAAAACAAAAACAACUUACACAGAAAGUGUAAAAACAAACAAACUGUGGAAGCAGACGACUUUUGAACUGUGUGCACGAGCAGAGCUAUACAUGCAUUUGUGUAUUAUAGGCCUAAUUUAUUGACUGCUUCAAGUAUUUUUUCAUCAUUACAAAAAAUGAAACGAGAGUUGCUAUAUCCUGAGAAUCUCCUAAAAACAAAAAACAACAACAACAACAAAGAAGUCUACCGACUUGCUGAUCUGGAGUGCGUGUCCAGGACGGACAUGCUUGCACCUUGUAGUGGAUAUGAGCAUCAUGGGUCAGAGACUUGACUGAGAGGUGGUGGCCCGGUCCUGCUGUGGAGAUGGGCGGGGAUCUCAAGAGUCCCUUCGAGAAGAGAGACGAGUUACCGGAUUGGUUGGUUGGUUGUCUCGCCGAAGUCACGUGCAUUUUGACGAUGUUUCUUAGUGCUUGUUUCAAAACAAACAAAAAACUUUAAAACAAUUUUGGAGCUGUGACUUUUUUUCUCUCUUUUUUUCUUGUUUUUUUUUUUUUUAAUGUGUAAAUUAUACACGCGUUUGACUUUGCUGCUCU